UGUUGUUUCUUUUUUUUUUUUUUUUUUUUUUUUUUUUUUUUUUUUUUUUUUUUUUUUUAUUUUUUCUUUUUUUUUUUUGUUUUUUUUUUUUUUUUUUUUUUCUUUUCUUUUUUUUUUUUUUUUUAUUCUUUUUUUUUUUUUGUAUUUUUUUUUUUUAUUUUUUUUUUUUUUUUUUUUUUUUUUUUUUUUGUUUUUUUUUUUUUU
This is a messenger RNA of Geodia barretti, 204 nucleotides long. The record is from the annotation of a GenBank genome assembly. Lineage: Eukaryota; Metazoa; Porifera; Demospongiae; Tetractinellida; Geodiidae.